GUAACACGAGAGCGUAGAAAGCGUGUUUUAGCGCUCUAUGGUCUCACGAGCAACAGUUUCUUUCCGCGUCCUGCAGCCACGCCCAUCAAUCUCAGCAUCGUUCUGAUUGGUCGGCUCCGGGUUGUCUGUUUUAAACCACCGGAAGCUUCACAUUGAAACUAUUCCACAAAUGUAAAGUAUGGAUGUAGGAAUCUGCUUUCUGUUCGACAACAAGGACUAAACAGUUGAGCUGAGCAUGAAAGGAACCGCCAAAAGCAAGGUGGUGACAUCGGGUAGGCUGACAGGAGCAGUCAGGGGACAGAUCUACAGGAGACGAGGGACUCCUGAUCCAGGACCGGCAGCAUGUCCUAAACCGGCCUACUCUCUGUACUCUACAUCCACAGAGUCUGAAGAGCAGGUCUCUUCUCUCCAUAAGGGUCUGGAUCGCUGUGCUGCCUUGCUGACUAACAUCCUCCAGGUGGAUAAGGCAGAUCCUCACAUGGCAGCGACGAGUGGAUCACCAUGUAGCUCACUCAGGAAGAGAACCAUUAAAAACACAAAGAAAGACCACAGGGGGCGUCAGCCUGGACCAGGCUUCAAAGCCCACCGUCCUGUUAGAAAACCAUCCACUGAUCCAACUCAAACCUCCAGCCAUUCACCUCAGACCAUACUCUAUCCUCCUGGGACCUCCAUCCCUCCAUCUCAGACCUCUAUCCCUCCAUGUGAGACCUCCAUCCAUCAACCUCCGACCUCCAUCCCUCCAUCUCAGACCUCUAUCCCUCCAUGUGAGACCUCCAUCCAUCAACCUCCGACCUCCAUCCCUCCAUCUCAGACCUCUAUCCCUCCAUGUGAGACCUCCAUCCAUCAACCUCCAACCUCAAUCCCUCCAUCUCAGACCCCCAUCCCUCCAUGUGAGACCUCCAUCCGUCAACCUCUGACCUCCAUCCCUCCAUCUCAGACCUCCAUUCCUCCAUGUGAGGCCUCCAUCGAUCCAUCUCAGCCCUCUAUCCAUCCACCUCAGACCUCCCUCCAUCUACCUCAGACCUCCACCUCCCAUGCAUACUGUAGGGUAGGGUGGGAUAGAGAAGAGGCAGAGUUUGUUCCUGUGAGAGACAUCAGUGUUCAAAGCUGUCCAAAGAGGUCAGACAUGCGGCUGGGGCUUGGGCAGGUCGAUCGAGUCCUGUUGGACACACCCGGUGGGAGGGACUGCAAAGGAGAGACCGAUGAGAAAGUGAAGACCGUUCAUUACCUGCUGGGAGAACUUAAGGCUCUGAUCGCUGGACAAGGCAGUGUAGCAGAGAGGCUGCUCACUCAUCUAGAGCAGACCGUGACUUCACCAAUAAUGGAUGCUGGGAGUUUAAACAUCUGGACCGACCCAGAACCACUAGCCUUUCACAACCAGAACAAUCUGCUACGCAGGCGGGUGCGGUUUCUUAACCAGCAGUUGAAGCAGAGGGAGAGAGCAGAGUCUCAUCAGAACCAGGGGAUGCUGUGUAACCCAGAAGUAUGGACUCUGCAGGAGGAGCUCAGCACUGCGCAGUCACAACUGCAAGAAGUCCAGGAUGACCUGACAGAGCUACGGAAGGCCCUGGAGGAAACACAGAGCCGGCUGACAGACCGCGAGGCAGAGAAGGCCCUCAUCCAGACAGAAUUGGAGGCCACCCGAAGCAGGUUGCUGGACAGUGAGCGGGAGAGGAGUGAGUUGGCUUCACUUGCACAGCAAAGACUGGAAGACAUAGGAAACCUAAACAGGAUGCUUCAGUGUCCCCCUUCAUCCUCAGUGUCAGACAACAGACACCUCUUUACUCAGCAUAGACCAGAAUCCGAUCGCAUCACCCAAUACCUGAUGUCUCUGGGUCAGCUGGAGCCCAUACCCUCUGAGCAUGUGUCUGCCGAGAGAGAAGUAAUCCCAAUACCACACCGCAAGGGAGGAGCCCGAGCGGCUCAUGCAACCGUCCUUUUUCAGAGCUGCCAUGUGGACCAAUCACAUGGUUCUAUUCGGAAUCCGCACCAGGCCCCGUCCUGCUGCGAUGUGGAGUCACUGUCUUCUAACUGUAGCUCCAGCUCGGGCUCCACCUUCGACACCAGAGAUGAGGUGGCGUUUAGAGCUGGCCUGGAGGCUCUGGAUGCUAGCAUAGCUAGUCUGCAGAGGACUAUUCAGCUGGACACGAGGAGAUGAAGGACUCCGCUGUGAUGGUUUUUAUCAAAUAUGUUGUCAUAUGAUGGUUAGAAGUGAA
This is a messenger RNA of Pungitius pungitius (ninespine stickleback), 2216 nucleotides long. It is a transcript of the gene ccdc14, whose product is annotated as coiled-coil domain containing 14. Gene Ontology annotation, cellular component: centriolar satellite. The record is from RefSeq and is a predicted model, not a curated record. NCBI's taxonomy places the organism in Eukaryota, Metazoa, Chordata, Actinopteri, Perciformes, Gasterosteidae. Gene Ontology annotation, biological process: protein localization to centrosome. The coding region runs from base 236 to 2158 and encodes 640 amino acids. The transcript has 11 exons.